AUGUCUUACAAAGCAGUUUCUCAAUCUACAUCAGUCGAGGUCCGCGAUGGCUACACGGAACAGCAGCAGCAACAAUAUACAAAGCACCUUAAGCAGCUACUGAAUGAAUUUCAAGGGCGUUGGUGUAAGAAACCACAGUCGGGCAUAAAUUUCACUGACCUUGAACACAUUCGGACCCUCGGAACGGGGGCAUUCGGGAGAGUCAUAUUAGUGAGACAUUCAAAGACGAGUAAAUACUACGCCAUGAAGGUAUUAGAAAAGGAGAGGAUCAUAAAAAUGAAGCAGGUAGACCACACUUUGUAUGAGAAACGUAUUCUUGAGGCGAUCAGAUUCCCAUUCACCGUUUCCAUGGAAACGAGUUUCAAAGACAACAGUUAUAUUUAUUUCGUGAUGCCGUUCGUGUCAGGUGGAGAAAUGUUCACGCAUCUCAGAAAAAUGAGCAAAUUCGACGAACCCCUUGCCAAGUUCUACGCUUGCCAAGUUGUUCUGGCGUUAGAAUAUCUCCACUUUUGCAAUUUAGUUUACCGCGACUUGAAGCCCGAAAACAUUAUGAUAGAUAGAACCGGAUACCUAAAGAUAACAGAUUUUGGAUUCUGUAAGGUACUGCAAGGUAGGACUUGGACGCUAUGCGGAACGCCGGAAUAUUUGGCGCCAGAGUUAAUUUUAAGUAAAGGUUAUGGUUUCUCAGUGGACUGGUGGUCUUUUGGCGUUCUCUUGUUCGAAAUGAAUGCGGGUUAUCCACCCUUCUAUGCCAACGAACCUAUGAAAACAUAUGAAAGAAUCGUCGCUGGCAAAUAUAGAUGUCCAUCGAGCUUCAACGCAGAUCUAAGAGAUCUAGUAAGAAAUACUCUACAAGUUGACAUAAGUAAACGCUUUGGAGUGAUGAAGAACGGUGUAAUGGACUUUAAAAAUCACAGAUGGUUCAAGGGUAUGGUAUGGGAAGCUAUUUUAAACUGUCGUUGGCCAGCUCCUUACGUACCCAAAUGUAAGCAUCCCGGAGAUUCCACUAAUUUUGAUAGUUAUGAUGAGGAGCCUUUGCGGCCGGAUUCAUACUGUCGUUUUCAGUCGGAAUUCCUAGAUUUUUAG
Molecule: messenger RNA, 1086 nt
Organism: Leptosia nina
Lineage: Eukaryota; Metazoa; Arthropoda; Insecta; Lepidoptera; Pieridae
Source: the annotation of a GenBank genome assembly